Mytilinidion resinicola is the source of this 1734-nucleotide messenger RNA. RefSeq lists its product as uncharacterized. Gene Ontology annotation, biological process: protein phosphorylation. The record is from RefSeq and is a predicted model, not a curated record. Gene Ontology annotation, molecular function: ATP binding; protein kinase activity. Lineage: Eukaryota; Fungi; Ascomycota; Dothideomycetes; Mytilinidiales; Mytilinidiaceae. Bases 1 to 1734 code for a protein of 577 amino acids. The transcript has a single exon.
AUGUCCGGACUUGAGAUCGUGCCCCUGGCAAUACAGUCCUUCCAACUCUGUAUCCAAGCAUACCAGUUCUUCUACACAGUGGGCCACAUGGACCAGGAGGUUGAUCUUGUGCGAUCGAGAUUGCAGUGGGAACAAUAUCGGUUGGUCGAGUGGGGGCAACGGGCUGGAUUAAACAAGACGCCAGACAAUCGUUUGAACUGGAGUGUUGCAUGCGGGCUUUUGGAGCAGCAGCAUGCGCUCUUGACUUCAGCAGACAAGCUCAAGCGUCUCUACAAUUUGCAAGUGCAAGAAGAAGAAGAAUUGGUACACCCCAAGAACGUUAGUGUAGCUAGCGAACUAGAUUUCCCCGAUUCGGGGAUUGGGAAGUUGGUCGCGAAGCUCAGGCCAGAUAUAUACACCACAUCUGCUGCCCAAAGUGUACGGAUUGGCGGCAAAGCAUUCCGAAGACUUCGUUGGGCCACCAUUGGCAGAAAACAAGCGGACCGCGUUAUUCAAGAUAUUGCUGAGCAGAACACUCGACUGUGGCAGCUGUUGGACUCUGCAGAACAGCUAAGUCUUCGCAAUGGGGUUGACGCAUUGCUACGAGACAUCAUUUCCCGAAGCAAUAGCACCUCUGAAGUCGAGACGGUACAGCAACUACUCAAUCCUGGCCAGGCUAUUAGCGACAAAGCUCUUGCGGCAGCUGCUAGUUUGAAGCAGAUUCGACUUACGAUAGGCGUCGACAAAACGGAUGAUGAAAUUCCGCCACAGCUCACUCGUCUUGUGAAGGAAAAAAUGCCAGUUUUGAAGAGACUGAAGGCUCGGAAGGUCAAAGCCAAGACUCUCGUAGGAAUUGAGACCGGAAAAUAUGAUGGAGAGGACGUCGUGAUAGAGUGGAAAGUCGUGGAUAAACCCGUCUGGAAGGAUUUCCGGCAGCAAGUCGAGGCUUUAGCCGUUCUGCUUACAGCAUUGCAAGACUCUUCCUUCCACGCUCUAUCGUGCAUCGGAUACCUGCCGUGGGAAGAAAAGGAACGAUACGCUAUCGUGUAUGAGCUUCCACCGACAAUGAUGGAAGGGCCAAGCACCGGGCUCAAGUCGCUCUACGAAGUGCUCGGGGAAGAACCCAAAGUCUCACUUUAUCAGAGAGUCCAGAUAGCUCUCGACCUUUCCGAAACGUUGCUGCAGCUUCAUACUGCCGGAUGGCUUCACAAAGGCAUUCGCUCGGAGAAUGUCAGGUUCACAAUACCCGAAAAGGCGAAAACCGGCUCUCUACUGGAAAGUCCUAUGUAUCUCGUAGGCUAUGAGUACUCGAGGCCAGACACCACAGGAGCUGCUUUGAUGACAGAGCUCCCUGAUACAAAUCCCUACGCUGAUUUGUAUCGCCACCCACAAGCACGCGGUAACCAUCGGAUGCGAUUUCAUAAGCGGUUUGAUGUAUAUGCAUUGGGGUGUGUUUUGUUGGAACUCGCGCUGUGGAAACGUAUUGUGGACGUCCAAUCUGAGUUCACUUCGCAUGAUCUUGGCGCUGCUAUUUUGAAGGCGGAAAUAGACAAAAAGGAUGUUGACCUCCCGGACUUCCUCAAAUUUGGUUCUGACCCGGAUCAAGUCUUGCAUGUCCGCCAUAGUGCUGGCAAGGUCUUUACAGAUGCAAUCAUAGCAUGUUUUUCUCCGGAAGGCGGGUCUGGAGAUGCAUCGGAAUCAUAUUUGGGAACUCAGAAGGCGGUCGUUGAUAAGUUGCGUAGCUGUCGCUGCUGA